Lucilia sericata (common green bottle fly) is the source of this 817-nucleotide messenger RNA. RefSeq lists its product as uncharacterized. The record is from RefSeq and is a predicted model, not a curated record. Bases 36 to 695 code for a protein of 219 amino acids. Lineage: Eukaryota; Metazoa; Arthropoda; Insecta; Diptera; Calliphoridae. The transcript is spliced from 2 exons.
UAGUCAAUUGUUAAUUCAAGUGAUUUGAUUCUAACAUGAAAUUCGCGGUAUUUGCUUUUAUUGCCAGUUUGUGCUUAGUGGCAGUUACUGCCAAAGCUACUGGUGAAUUCGUGGUCGAAAAUGAAGACAUCCAAGUAUAUGAAUACAUUGCCCAAGAAUUGGCUGAAGAAAUUGCAGAAAUUGAACCUCAAGGCAUUUUCACUGGCAUUUACUUUGUCUUGAAGAAAACCUUAAAGACACUUAAAGGUCUUGGUUGUGCUGUUGAUGAAGUUCUUAAGAUCCAAGUAGCUGCCCAUACUUUCCUUACCGACAUUGCCGCUUGUGGUGGUGAACUUAACCAAAAAGUACAAACUUUGGUGGAUGCCGUUAAGGAUAUCAUUGAAACCUGCAAAGCUAUUGGUGGUAUAAACGAAGCUGUUUGCUCUAACGAUCAUGGUACACGUGGUGUUAAAGGCGUUGUUUCCAAAGUUGUUAACGGUGUGAAAGUUGGUCACAAAUGUUCUGCCAAUAUGUUCUUGAAACUCUUGCGAUUGGCUAGACAAAUUAAACGUGCCAUCAAUUUGAUUAUUCAAAUCAAGAAUGUUCCCGGUGAUACUAGCAAAUGUGUUUUGGAUGCUGUUGAUAAUUUGGAGAAAUACUUCACUGAAUUCCCUGCCAACAUUAAGGCUUGCUCCAAUUUGCCUUCCUACCAAUAAAUUGUUUGCUGCUAAGGCAGGCUUACGAAUUGAACUAUUCAAUUUCGUUUAAUUGAUAUCUUGAUUUUUAUAACGAUUAAAUUGUUAAAAAAAAAAAAAACUUAAUAAAAAUGUAAAUGUUU